Molecule: messenger RNA, 4453 nt
Organism: Acanthopagrus latus (yellowfin seabream)
Lineage: Eukaryota; Metazoa; Chordata; Actinopteri; Spariformes; Sparidae
Gene: nek7
Product: NIMA-related kinase 7
Exons: 10
Coding region: 329-1240 (303 amino acids)
Biological process (GO): protein phosphorylation
Molecular function (GO): protein kinase activity; ATP binding
Source: RefSeq, a predicted model, not a curated record
CACACGGGUCAUGAGUGUGGUGAUGAGAGGGGCCUAGUGGAGAGACUGUCUGAAAACACGUACACAAUCUCGACUGGCUCGAACAGCACAGGCUCUCUCUCUCUCCGAAAGAAACUUUUUUUUUUAGCGCUCAGGCAACAGUGCCACGCAAGAAGAGAGGCCCGCCGAGUCGACUCUUUUUCUCUCUCGAGCGACCUUGGAAAGAAAGAGAAAGUCACAACAAAGACAACCGCCAUAACCAUCAGGAGAAACUCUCAACGUGAAGAAGGAAUAGCUUAGCAACAAGGAUCCCACUUCCUGAGGUGCAAAGGAUCGAGCUCCUAACACCAUGGAUAUGGACACACAGCCGCAAGGACAGCAAGCAGCCGUGCCAGUCUUUCAGCCCCAGAAACCUUUGCAGCCAGAUAUGGGCCAUAACUCAUUGGCGAACUUCCAAAUUGAGAAGAAGAUUGGACGUGGCCAGUUCAGUGAGGUGUACCGGGCGAGGUACCUCUUAGACAACACGUCAGUGGCCCUUAAGAAAGUCCAGAUAUUCGACUUGAUGGAUGCCAAAGCUCGGCAAGAUUGCAUCAAAGAGAUAGAUCUCCUUAAGCAAUUGAACCACCCCAAUGUGAUAAAGUACCAUGCGUCUUUUAUUGAGGACAAUGAGCUGAACAUAGUCCUGGAGCUAGCGGACGCAGGAGAUCUCUCGCGUAUGAUCAAGCACUUUAAGAAGCAGAGGAGGCUUAUCCCAGAGCGAACAGUGUGGAAGUACUUUGUCCAGCUCUGCAGUGCUCUUGAACAUAUGCACUCCCGACGAGUCAUGCACAGAGAUAUCAAGCCAGCCAAUGUAUUCAUCACAGCUACAGGAGUAGUGAAACUAGGAGACUUGGGACUGGGACGAUUCUUCAGCUCCAAAACAACCGCAGCUCACUCACUAGUGGGUACUCCUUACUACAUGUCACCGGAGAGGAUACAUGAAAACGGAUACAACUUCAAAUCUGACAUCUGGUCGCUAGGAUGCCUGCUCUACGAGAUGGCAGCCCUACAGAGUCCGUUCUAUGGGGAUAAGAUGAACCUUUACUCCCUUUGUAAGAAGAUAGAACAGUGUGACUACCCCCCUCUUCCUUCAGAUCACUACUCAGAGGAGCUGAGGAACUUGGUAGAUAUGUGCAUCAACCCUGACCCGGAGAAGAGGCCGGACAUCACCUACGUGUACGACAUUGCCAAACACAUGCAGAGCCUGACACAGGGCAGCUAAGCCCAGAGUUACAAACACUAUAGCUUGCAGAACUCCUAUCUAUGUCCCUCCUUGCUCUUCAUGCUGGACUUGUACACAUCUACCCGCUUUUAUACAAUAACCAACUCCAGAGUUUAGCUCCUUUUGAUAAGAAAAACAUGUAACAGAUUUGUAUUUUCAAGAUGAUUGUAUGGUCUACAAUAUGACUUACAGCCAAAUCUUUUCUGCCCUUGGAUAAAGAAUAUAGAGAUAUUCAAAAGAAAACUUUUUUUGUCCUAUUCCUUAGACUCCAACAAAGUUAUAGCACUGAAAAUCAAUGUGUAACUGUGUAACUCACAGAUGAGUUUGUGUGGCUUUAAAACACAUGUCCUCUAGGCUUGGGCAGAUAUUAGAUCUUAUUGACUAUUGCAAUAUUUCCCACUAUACACAAUAUUUUUCAGAGUAUCGAACAGCUGUUACAGCAUCUUUAGGCUUUUAUUUUGAAAAGAAAAAGCAUGUGGAGCUGUUGUCGCAGUGGAGACAGUGCACGUCUACAUUUGGCAGGUUACUACAUGUGAAUUCUCCUGAAGUAGAGGCAUGCAUAUACAAACACAUGGAGGACUUAGUUACUAAGAAGAAUGCCAGCUCACCAGUUUGUCAGUAUUUCAGGUUAAAGCAGAAAAAACUGCGAGCUAAGAGAUUUGAAUGAGACUAUAAAUUGUCUUUACCAUUAGCAGUAGUUAACUAAACAGGGCAACACAACAGGUUUGUGGUCUCACCUCAGCCCCAAUUCACCUGCUGAGUCCGAUAAUAUUGCGAUAUUUGGGGCAGGACAAUAUUGUGAUCUAAGAUUUUGGAUAUUGCCCAAGCCUAUUGAUUUCUGUAUUGUCAUGUGGAGAAGUAAAGCUGUUCUUCCUUAGCUGGUUUGAGCAGAUACUGUUUAUAGCAGGUGUAAUGGAAAAUUAGGAAAAAAAAAAAAAAGAAAGAAAGAAAGAAAGGUUUAGUGUUAUCUGUUACCUAUCAUCAAAAUAGAUAAUCAAUUCUACUUUCCUUAAAAAUGACCUUGUAGGCUUUUGGUGGGUCUAAUGAGACCUGUUGUCAGUGAGCAGCACAGGAAAAGACCACAGAAACUUUGUGAGCAAGGGUUAAACAGGAGUGAAGAAACCUUCACCCAGUUGCACCAAAAGAGAUGUAACAGGGUGUUAUUGAUGGUUGAAGCGUUGUUGUGUUGCACUUUCUACCCUGGUAUUAGAAGGCAGGCAGGGUGAUCACGUCUAAUGAAUGUUUUAGGAAAAGAAGGAUCAUUUAAAGGACAUGCUGGGGGGAGAACAUGGGCAAAUGUCUCCACAACACUCUGAAUGUAAGUCAGUUUGACACCUAUGUAUCAUCUUUGAAAAAUUCAAAAUGUGUCUUUUUUUGACAGCCUAGAAGGAGUUGUAGAGGCUGUAACAAAAGCAGCUUCAUGUCUCGCUGUUUACCAUAGUCACUGACACCAAAAACCAUUUCCUCCCGUAGCAAGGUAUACUGCUGGAGUAUUACAUAUUUUUAGGGCUACUAACACAUGGGGGACGUGACGGAAAUCCAGGUCCAAACAUAUAGUUGUCAUCAUGGUCCAGUGGAUGCAUUUGAGCCACCAGAAAAUUAGUCUGUGCAGACAAAAUGUUCUGUUAAUGUUGCUGUGUAAGUUUGCUGUGUAGUUGUCUUUUAAAGUAACUAAUAUGUUCAGGAGAUUGUAGGUCUUUGCCUUGUGUAGCCGUCCACGUUAUGAGAAAAUCGCAGUGUAACUACCAAACUUAUGUCAUCAGCUGAGAUACCAAAGAAGUUCACAUAGAGAGAGUUUAUGUAAAUGUUAAGGUACCUUGUAUGGAAAGUUAAUGGAAGACUUGUACUGAAAAAAAAAACAAACAAACAAGCACCAACGGGACUCUCUUUGUUUUACUGUACAUGGUGAGGAAGUUCCUAAAGUGUAAAUACUGUAAGGUUUUAGUGACCCCGUAUUCAUUUGGAGGAAGGAAACAGUGGUACAUGUGUAUUUGUGUGUAGGUUUACACCAGUGGGUCACUGAUGACCAGCACUGACUGCCACUGGUUUACAUAAUGACAGUGACACCACAUAAAUAGUGUAAUAAGCAAACAGUAAUUGACAACGUUUUAGCUCAGUGUCUUACGAAUUCUCUUCUAACAUGAUCAAAAAGCCUGUUAACCAUUCAUUCAGAUUCUUGUACAUGUGCACCCAUGUUUCUCAUAUUGUUGUUUUUUUUUAUUAACAUUUAACAACGUGUUGUAUGCAAAAAUCCAAGCUUGUAGGUGCAAAAAUGUAAGUUAUUUUGUUUUGGUCAACAGAAUAUUUUGAUAAUGUGUUGAUAGUGGUUAUUUGUUGGAGACUUGCGAAUAGUGUUUGCAGUUGUACACCUUGUUGCUUUUCGUUUGUGUAGCUUUGCUCUUCCAGUGCAGUAAAAAUGUUUCCAUUUCACUGAUCUCACUUUUCAUCACCACAGUGCUGUUUAUCUUCUGUCUCUAUGCUCUCAAUGAUAUUAUCUGUAAAGCAUCAACACCUUUUAGUUUAGCUUUAAAGCACUUGUCUUUAAAAUGUUAAGUUUUGAUGCUGUACAGAGUUCCCUUAAUGAAUCGGUCAAUUCAGCAGCAGAAUUCCAAAAUGUUCUUUCUUUUCUAUCGACUCAAGAAGUCCGUCAUAAAUCCAAAGCACUGUAAGGAAAAGAGCAGAGAAAAGACAUUGAAUGGCUGUUAGUCUGUAUUUGCAGUGUAUUUCAAUGUCUUGUCUUCUUUUAAAACUAAAUGCGUAUGUUAUCUGUCAUCUUAUUAGUUAAGAACAUGCAACACGCAGUGCAGAUGCAGGUUGCAUCGCCUUAGAAUAUAUCCAUGCAGUAGUAGUUAGGUUUUAUGUGGAUGCACAGAAAAGGGAGAUUCAUUAUUUUUGUUAUUUUACAUUAUUUUUUUUUCUCCUCUUCAGGGUUUUUUUUUUUUCAUAAAACAGUGCAAAGUCACUUUAAGCAUUAGGGCCAUUUCUUGACAAAGGGCAAUCUUUUGUCUUGAUGUAACACACGACAGUUCUCUCCUUUGUCAAGUUGGUUUUGAAGUGUCUAGGGAUUUUCCAGGAAGUCAAAAAUUGGGAUUAAUAUUUAUUGUUUUGGUAGUUUGGUUGUUUUCUGAACAUUUCAUGUCAAAUUGAAGACAUUCAUCACAAAUGCCUUGUAUGCCAUCUAAAUGCAAUAAAGCUUUCAAAACUCUUUGGAAA